UUUCCGACUCGGAAGGUGGCCCCGGCGAAGAACGUCGCCGAGUACGACCUCAAGGACAUCUCGUACAAGGUGAGGGGCCCCACCUGCCACGAGCUGACGCUCCUCGGCUCCUCGGACGAGCCCAUGGUGUUUAACUUCGAGGAGGAGCGGGAGGCGCAGAAGUGGUGGACGAUCGUGAGCAGCUCCCUGCGGGAGGUGCAGAAAGCCUCGGACAGCACGCUGGCGUCCCAGGCCUCAUCCCUGCCCGCGGCUGCCGGGGGCGUCUCUGCAGAUCAGGACCCGGAGGCAGCUCCGUUCUUGGAGCUUUCCGAGAAAGAGGACCUGGCGCUCCACCUCGCCCAGGCCAUCGAGUACGGAGACGAGGAGGUGGCCUCGCAGUGUGCCGUGGCCCUGGCUCGCCAGCAAGCCACGCUCAGUAUCCUCUUGAAGGAGUCCAACUACCCCACGGACGAUAUCAGCUGGACCGGGGAGAGAAAGUACGACGAAAGGCUCGUGGGUCGAGGCACGGGCCAGGAGCUGCUGGCGGAGGCAGGCAGGGCGAAGGCCGGGGGGAGCCUGUCCCAGUUGCCAGGGAUGCGAUACACGGAUCGCGGUUGGAAACCCGGCGUCGGACCUCGCGGGACUCCCCCCGUGGGGCACCGCCUGCGGCGUUGGCUCCGCGGCUCGGAGCAGCAGGCUGAGAGCAUCGUACCUGGCGAGCGGCUGGUGCCGACUCACACUACAAUAGUAACGCUCAAGCAGCAGGUCUUCCAAGAUUACGGGUUCCACCCCUUGGUUCAGCGCUGGAUCAUCGGGCAGUGCCUGUGCGUGGACGAACGGACCGUUUCCUCCUAUGGCAUCCGCAGGGAUGGCGACACCGCGUUCCUCUACCUGCUCUCGGCGAAGAUGGCCGAGCUCACCGAGCAGCGCUACGAGGAGGACCAGGCGCGGGUCAUGCUCAGCUCCACCUCCUCGCCGACCGACGUCGCCGGGGAAAGGCGAAAAUACAACACCCUGCCCAACAUGUCUCCGAAGAAAGGCUGGGGGAAUGAGUCCGGCAGGAAGAUGGACAUCGGUGAGAUCAGCCAGCACUUGGACACGCUGCAGAUCGGCGACCUUUUCAGUGCCCAGCCGAAGCCCGCUGCCACGAGUCUGCCCUCGCCAGUGCAGGCGGGCUGGUCGUGUCCAAAAUGCACCUUCAUCAACAAGCCCACGCGGCCAGGCUGCGAGAUGUGCAGCACGGACCGUCCCGACGACUACGUGGUCCCCGGCAGCUACAAGCCGGACGAGACGGAGCUGUGGAGGAUGCAGCAGGAGCAGGAGGGGAUCCUGCAGUACCAGCAGGCGCUGGAAGCCGAGCGGCUGAAGAACUUCCAGCAGCUGCUGCAGAUGGAGGAGGAGGUGCUGGUGCCAACCGGGAGGGUGCUGGAGUGUCGCAUCUGCUACCAGCAGGUCGCCCCGGGCGAGGGGGUGCUGCUGCGCGAGUGUCUGCACAACUUCUGCAGGUAA
Messenger RNA from Aptenodytes forsteri (emperor penguin), 1488 nucleotides. RefSeq names its product ranBP-type and C3HC4-type zinc finger-containing protein 1. Gene Ontology annotation, cellular component: LUBAC complex. Lineage: Eukaryota; Metazoa; Chordata; Aves; Sphenisciformes; Spheniscidae. Bases 124 to 1488 code for a protein of 454 amino acids. The record is from RefSeq and is a predicted model, not a curated record. Gene Ontology annotation, biological process: protein linear polyubiquitination; positive regulation of canonical NF-kappaB signal transduction; proteasome-mediated ubiquitin-dependent protein catabolic process. The transcript is spliced from 11 exons. Gene Ontology annotation, molecular function: ubiquitin-protein transferase activity; ubiquitin binding.